Molecule: messenger RNA, 1688 nt
Organism: Mixia osmundae IAM 14324
Lineage: Eukaryota; Fungi; Basidiomycota; Mixiomycetes; Mixiales; Mixiaceae
Exons: 3
Coding region: 107-1261 (384 amino acids)
Biological process (GO): phosphatidylinositol 3-kinase/protein kinase B signal transduction; phosphatidylinositol dephosphorylation; protein dephosphorylation
Cellular component (GO): cell projection; plasma membrane; cytosol
Molecular function (GO): protein tyrosine phosphatase activity; phosphatidylinositol-3,4,5-trisphosphate 3-phosphatase activity
Source: RefSeq, a predicted model, not a curated record
GCUGCGAUGCAGCCUGUGGACGACGUCAUCUGGUGCGGCGUACAUUGUACGGGUGACCUCAUCGUCAUCUGAUGAUUGCACGCGUCUCUCUUGCUCGCGAGAUACAAUGUCAUUGAACCGGCUACGCACGCUCGUGUCGGGUCAGAAGGCUCGACUCGUGCAAGAUGGCUAUGAUCUGGAUCUGUGUCAGCUCGAGCCCAAUCUGUUCAUCAUGGGCUACCCUGCGACCGGCUCUGAAUCACUGUACCGUAAUGAUCGCACGCAAGUCAAGCGCUGGCUGCUAGAGAAGCAGCGGCCGUUCCUCGUCAUCAAUCUGUGUCCACGAUGCGAGAAUGCAUACCCUUCGGAUGCAUUCGAGCCAGGACAGAUCCUUCGCUGUCCGUUUCCAGAUCAUCAUCCACCGUUGCUCAGUCAAUACAAGCUCGUCACAGAGCGCAUGCGCGAUUUCUAUGCAGAGCAGCCACAAGGCUUCGUGGUGAUACACUGCAAAGCGGGCAAGGGACGUAGCGGCAGCAUGGCAUGCGCCUUUCUCAUUUUGCGCGAGUUGCUCAAGCCGGGAUCGGCAUGCGAGAGCAUACCGCCCAAGCUACACGACGCUGCGGAGCAGAGCGUGCAGUCUAUCCUGGACUAUCACACCUCAAGGAGGAUGAGAGCUGACGCGAAAGCAUUGGGUGUUUCCAUUCCCUCUCAGCAGCGCUUCUUGCGCUAUUGGGCCCGUUUAUGCAUCAGCAACGAAGCCAAAGAGCCUGUCAUGUCGCAUCGUCGUGUCAAGAUGGAGAGCGUGGUCCUGAACUUCAAAAGUGACGCUGGCAAGCUGGCAGAACUUGGCAGAAAGCAUCUGUCGGUCACACUGCAGACAUGGACAGAUGCUGCAUUCGAUUAUGCGUCAUAUGCGGCCGCCGAGCCGGGCAAGAGACACGACGACUGGCCAGACGAGAUGACUAUGCUACAAUCUGUCGCGGCCGACUUUGUCGAGCAGCCAAUGAGCGACCACGACAAGCUGCUCGUGCCCAAGAGGGCAGUUGACAUCGACGCGGACCGGCCGGUGCAAGUCAAGCUAGUGAUGAGUUCGGAGCGAUCCACAAAGCUGAUUCACUUCUCUGACGUGCUAUCGCUUGGCUACGUCUGGUUCAUCCCGUCGUACGCUGCCAACCUUGUCGCUGGCGAGUCAACAGAGGUCAGGUUUGGUCUGAAAGAGAUUGACUUUGCCAAGAAGCAAACGGGUCUUGUGUCGCUUUCUGUCUGGCUUGUACUGUUGUAGAUGGUCGCGCAUCACGUGUAUGUCUUGAUAUCAACCUUGUCAGCCAGGAGCUCGUCGACCGGCAGACCGGCAGUCGUCGCGGGUAGCUCGUGAAAGCGUUCGGCAGCAGCAGAUAGGUCGCCAAGCUGGAGUGCGCAUCAGCCAGGGACUUGCGCUCGUGAAAGUCGGCACGGAGCUGGUCAUCCCCUUUGUCUUCGAGCAUGCCGUCCUUCUGGGCGUCUCGGUCGAGCCUGACGUGUUCCUCAAAGAUCUCAUCUUGCAUCGCCUGGAUCCGCUUGAGCUCGCGCAAGACCUCGCUUGACAUGGCUGACGAGGAGACGCUGUCGAAGGAUGUUCUCUUGCUUUGUGAUCGAGCCGUGACCGUUGGACUGAGUGCGUGAUGAGCUGGUAGGGCGUGGCCACAGCGAGACUGUUGGCGCAAAUCGCC